AUGACGGCAUUGGACGGAUGCACAGCUGCGCGUCUUCAUGUCCUGUGCGCCUUCAACCUAAGCGAGUACAUCCAGCUCACUGUGCGAGAGCUCAACUGUGGUAAGCUGCGUCUCCGUCCGGAGGUGGAGGCCGUUGCGGGCAUCUUCGCGGCUGGAAAGUCAAACGGCCGUCAGCGGAAGAUUUGGAACGGAGCUUCUGUCUCACAGUUGGCGCAAGCACCGCCCAAGCCGAGGCGGCUGGCAAACCCUUCCUGUUUCCUUGACGUGAACGCUUCAGGGGACAGCCUCUAUUUCUCCAAACGAGAUGCUGCCACUUUCUUCGAUGCGCUAAAGGUGCCUAAGGCGUUGCAGAGAUGGUUUGGGCAACCUGCUGUGCAAGUGCGAGAGCUGGUAGAGGCCGGCAUGAGCUUGGAGUGCAUCCUUUCGCUUUGCGACGACUUGCCCUCCAGAGAUGUCAAAGCUGAUACGUGGUUGUAUCCAGCAAGCGUGGUUUGGCCCAUGGGAUUUUCAUGGUCGUCAGCUGUAGCGCAGGACACCGCUCUGGCAGUGUGUGCACGAGCGGGCAUUCGGGAAGAGUCCAUUCUCAGCCCAGACCACACCGCGCCGGAGAGGCAGCAGGAGCUAGUUUUCGUUGCCACGGAUGACACAGUCCUGGUGCAUCGCGAUGCCACUUUGGGAAUGCAAAGGCUAGCGGCUAAGCAGCCUUGA
Messenger RNA from Symbiodinium sp. CCMP2592, 708 nucleotides. The record is from the annotation of a GenBank genome assembly. NCBI's taxonomy places the organism in Eukaryota, Dinophyceae, Suessiales, Symbiodiniaceae.